CUUACAUUCUGCUACUGGCAAAUAGAAUCUUGCCAUGCCAGCGCCCAAGGCAGCUCCAAGAGCCAGGCCGACAUCAGCAGGAAGACUGAAAGAUGAUCAGUUGCAUCCAGGGGUGCAGCGCUGCUCGACACCAAGCAAUCCGAACUGGAAGGUGCGUGCGAGUUACACAGCUCUUCCUGGAAGAGCUGUGUCGGCCGAGAGGAGACCGAGGGCUGUGGUCAGGUGGUUAAUCAGAGCUUUGUGUUUGCUUAGCGUGCGGUGCCAGAAUCGUGUCAGGGGUUCGGCUCUAAUCUGUAGGCACCUUUGAAGAUGUCUUCAAUGCAUGUCUUUUUGCUUCAUUUGGUCCAAGAUGCUACCUUGAAGCCUCCCCUCAACCUUCCUUGUGCCCACACAGGUAGCUGAGGUGAUGGGCAGAUGGCAAUCAAGCAGGGCCACCCGCGGUACAGUGGUCGAACGAUGCCAAAAACUAGAGGAGAACAUGCUGCGGAAUCUCCAAGAGAUGCGCUCCUAUAGGCAAGGAAUCGAUGAGGUGGUCGAGAGGCGAAAAGCGGCAGCAAGGCAGUUCAUGGAGGAGUUCAAGCCGAAUCCUGAUACCAUCAAGCUGAGCGAGCUUAAGCCUGCUCCUCAUCUUGAUCCGCUGCAGCCAAGACCGAAGGAGAACCAGAGCAUGAAGGUUCGCAUAUCAGCUAUGGAAGUGAAUGCAGAGAGCAAUAACGAGGCGCUUGGAGACCACCGGAAGGUCUUGGACUGCAUCUUGGCAAUACGGCAGGCUGCAGCGGAGCGAGCGAUGGACCCAAGCAAGGUUUCUCCGAGCCAGGCUCUUGCCGCUGCGGCAAAUCAAGUUCCAGAUGAGGAAGCACAGCCGGAACCUGUGAGCAUCAACCAGAAAUGUCGAGAGAUUCAACGGAAUUCCAAAUGGAUGGGUUCGGCCAUGCAAAAGGCCGCCGUUUCAAAGGCAAGGUCGGAUGAUGUCAAGGAGAAACGUGCAUGGCAAGAAGCAGAGCAGAGGGAAGAAGACGUGACCACCGCGACCGAGAUUCCACCUUUGAGGCCACACUCUGUGGGUGCGACGAGGCCAAGCAUCUCACACUUGAGUGAUCCGAAGCAACCGAAGUCUUCGAGACGGCCCAUUUCGGCGGCCUCCACAACGUGGGCUUCUCGGCCUGGAUCGCGCCCGGUGUCAGCGAUGUCCCGAGGAGGAACCAGUGGCCGCAGCUCUAGGCCUUCAUCGGUGUCCUCUCUCACUGCGCGGUUUAGGAAUUUGCAAGAGUGUGUCGAAAAGAACCAGGAGACCUUGCAGUCUCACCGGCACGGACUGGAGAUGGUAGUGAAGAUGAGACAGGAAAGAGUGCAGAGAUUGGCGGAUGAGCUCCUGCAGAGUCUCGCGGCCAU
Durusdinium trenchii is the source of this 1392-nucleotide messenger RNA. The record is from the annotation of a GenBank genome assembly. Lineage: Eukaryota; Dinophyceae; Suessiales; Symbiodiniaceae.